Molecule: messenger RNA, 615 nt
Organism: Durusdinium trenchii
Lineage: Eukaryota; Dinophyceae; Suessiales; Symbiodiniaceae
Source: the annotation of a GenBank genome assembly
AUGGCCAGGCUUCACCGCUCGAGGCCACUUAGUACGUUACUCGCAGCCCUAUUGCUUGCAGCAAGUUGGAAGGUUGCAUCUCUGUCUGGACCUUGCUCCGUCGUACUGGAGGAGGUCAUGACACCGCCUCCAGAGUCAGUCGAGCCACCAUCCCUCAAGGUCUUGAUGCGUCGCUUCACGCAGCCCGCAUCGAACGAGUUUUGGUACCAACAGUACGACACCAAUGCCGUUGGCGAGGCUUGGCAUGGUUCCCGUCACUGGGUGGAUCGCGCUGGUGUUGGUCAGACUGCUCAAGAGUUGGAGCAGCAGCUGGCGUCCACCCGCAUUGCCGGAAAAAGCAUCAAUGACGGGCGACGACAUGAGAUGCGACUGGCUCGUGCAAGAAAUUUGCGGGAUCUGGAGGAGCGCAUUGCUGCUUGGCGUGAGCGUCAAGAGCCACGUUUGCAACAGUUGGCGAGCCGCUUCUUUGAUGCAAAUGCACUGGGAGAGCGUUGGCACAGCGCUGCAAGCCCAGAGGGCACAAUUGAGGAACAACUGCAGGCUAUGGAGGUUGGGCGUACCAAGGCAAAUGAAGGGCGUCGCUUGCAGAUGAUGCGCAAGAGAGCAGAAGGUUGA